Messenger RNA from Maylandia zebra (zebra mbuna), 1431 nucleotides. It is a transcript of the gene ptn, whose product is annotated as pleiotrophin. Lineage: Eukaryota; Metazoa; Chordata; Actinopteri; Cichliformes; Cichlidae. The record is from RefSeq and is a predicted model, not a curated record. Gene Ontology annotation, molecular function: growth factor activity.
AAAAAGUCUACACUGCUAUCGAAUGCUCAGCCCACAAAGACAAAUAGUAUUGGAGAGGCAGGGCAGCAGGGCAGAGGUGCAGAUGAAAAGAGCCUGGAGAAACUAUUGCUUUAAGCUCUGAAAUACAACUACCAGACCUCCAAAACAAAAGAGUGCUGUCGGCUAGAGGAUCUCACUCAGAAAAAAAGGAGAGGGCAGUAGAGCAAAAAAAAAAUGAAUGGACAGAAGCAGUGGACACGGGUGGCAAUAGCACUCCUGGUGCUUACAGUGAUUGCAGCUGAAGGAGGCAAAGCAGAAAAACAAGGAAAGAAGGAACGCAAGUCAGACUGUGGGGAUUGGCAGUGGAGUGUGUGCGUAGCCAACGAAGGGGACUGUGGACUUGGCACCAGGGAGGGAACGCGCGCCGGCACUGACUGCAAGCAGACCAUCAAGACCCAGCGCUGCAAGAUCCCGUGCAACUGGAAAAAGAAGUUUGGAGGUGAAUGCAAGUACGACUUCCAGGCCUGGGGGGAGUGCGAUCUGGCAACGGGCAAGAAGAACAGAACGGGAGUGCUAAAGCGAGCGCUCAUGGACGCGACCUGCGCUGCCACCGUCACAGCCACCAAGCCUUGUGGGAAAACCCCUAAAACCAAGCUGCAAGAUGCAAAGAAGCAAAAGAAGGAAGGCAAGAAGCGAGAGCGCACCCAAAUGGCUGAUGAGCUUGUUUGAGCCGGUGAAGAAGGAAGAAGACAGCGGAACAGACGGCCCUAUUUCAACAUGGUUCCUCUUUACGUGUCCUGUAGGUUGACUGUAGGAGCCCGUAUAGCUUUGACAAAAAUCAGUCAGAAGAUGACUCUUAGUGACCACGUUUUACUUUUUUCUUCUUUCUAGCACCUGAGGAGAAAGACUUGUAUGUUGCAAUAGAGGAUGUAAUACAAUAGAGAUAAAUAAUCAGAUUUAAUUAGUCGCAUUCCCACUUAAUGAUGUUAUGUCUAGAAUUAUUUUCUCAAGGGCAAAUUGCUUAGGAUUUGUCUUACAGUUUCACAUAGCAUAACCCUAAUUUGGAAAACUCUUUGAUCCAUGCCCAGACUUAAUAAGUCGGUUUGUUAAAACUGAAGCUAUGAAAAUGUUUACUCAAUUAAUUUGAGCAAAAAAAAAAAAGUCAUGAAUUUGCAAUUUGUGGCUCACUUUAAUUAUAAUUCUUUUUCUUCCUGUCAAAUAGCACCGAAUAAACAUAAGAUAGUUUUUUUUUUCUCCUGCUGCCCUGUUGUACUCACUUUAUUAUACUCACUGGUUGUAACUCUCCAUCUCUCGGUUGUAAAAAAAAGAACGAAAAAAACAAACAAAAACGAGUCCCCACUGUGGUAGCCCUUCGAGUUAACAUCCUCUCUGUUUCCUGGUACAUUUCCAAAAGUUAAAAAUGCAUAAAAUAAAAUUCAAAGUUAGAAAACA